AAGAACUUUCAAAAAGCUAAUGAUCGCACUCUCACUACCAAUACCAAAGAGACCAAAACAAGGAUUCUUAACCUCAUCAAACAUGGAAAAGUAUAAGAAAUCCUAGAAUGACUUCUAUUAUUUAUAGCAAUACAUCAGGACAUGUAACCUGCUCUGUACUGUACGCCUCUGACCCAGGAAAGUGCCAUGAUGGUUCGCUAGUUUCACCUUAGCAGAGCCGAGACCUACAGAUGUGACCCACACUCCUUACAUUUUAAGAAUCCUGGAGAGAGUGAGAGAGAUGGGAAGGAACUCCAAUUCCAAGCAUAGCAACAGGAUCAUGGUGGUGGAGGAGCCCAUUUUACAACAUCCUCAACUCUCUGGUGCCUACAUCCGUAGUCUUGUCAAGCAGUUAAGGUCUUCAACAACCAAAGAUCCCAUGAAAUCAAAGUCUAGAGAUGGAGCAAGUGCAGGUAAAUUUUCCCAACACUCUGCUAAUGAUAGCGAAAGUCUUGGUGAAACUCAACAACAACAAUCACCACGUCCAAUGAAACCUUUGCUACCGAAGAAACAAGUGAGAAGAAGACUCCAUACGAGUAAGCCUUAUCAAGAAAGAUUACUUAAUAUGGCAGAGGCUCGGAGAGAGAUUGUAACUGCACUUAGACUUCAUCGAGCUACCAUGAAACAAGCAGAAGAGCAAGAACAACUGCAGCAACAUGAGCGACAACAGAAAAAUCAACCACCUUCUCCAACCCUGGAACUAUCCCCAGCAGUGUUACAAGAUCUAAAGCAGGAGCUGAAUGAUUGUAGGAGCAACUCUAGAAGGUAUCCACCUAACAACACCUUUCCUAACUAUGCUGAGAGCACCAAUUUGUCACCCCUUGCUUAUUCUUAUUUCUCUUGGAUUUAUCCACCAAUUACACCACUGUCUGUCUCCGAUAACCUCAACAUCCCUUUCCCUGACCAAUCAUUAGGCUUAAAUCUCAACUUUCAAAACUUCAACAACAAUGACAAUUUGUUUUGCAACAACCUCGACAUGAAAUCACCCAUCCAGCCAUCAUCACUACCAACUCCGUCUUGUUCAAAUUAUCUUACCAGUAUCAUGUCAAACACCAAAGUACCAUUUAUCUCUAAGGCAUACUGUCAGGCCUCUGGGGUUGCAUUGGACCCAACCUCAGCAUCAUUGCAUCCAAGGAUGGAUGAUGAUGAGAUCGCAGAGAUCCGUUCGAUCGGAGAACAACAUAACAUGGAGUGGAAUGACACGAUGAAUUUGAUGACAUCCGCAUGGUGGAGUAUGUUCCUCAAAAACAUGGAGGGUGACCUAUGUGAGAGUGAAGAAGUAGCUGACGAGGGGUUUCAUAUGUUUGAUGAGGUUUUUAAUUUGCCAUAUUGGUUGCAUAGUGAAGGGGAUGCUCCGCAGUCUUGCCUCUUCCAACAACAUAUGAAUAGCUACUACAAUGAAGAGGACUACUUGUAUGAUGCUGCCUUGCCAUGCUUUGACAUUGGAGAAAUUUAUGGUCAGGAUGGAGAUCGGGUUUAGGAUUCAGGAUUCAGCAUUCAGCGAGACUUAUCAUUUUUAAUAAAG
Musa acuminata subsp. malaccensis (wild Malaysian banana) is the source of this 1564-nucleotide messenger RNA. RefSeq lists its product as uncharacterized. The record is from RefSeq and is a predicted model, not a curated record. Lineage: Eukaryota; Viridiplantae; Streptophyta; Magnoliopsida; Zingiberales; Musaceae.